AUGGCAGGGGAGAAGAGCUGUUCUGACAGCGAAUCGAUUCUGAACAUCCUCCAGGUUCUCACUGGGUUGCUUUCUGUUGGCACAGAUCGAAGGAUCCACUACAUGAUUAGCAAGGGAGGCAGUGAAGCCCUCCUCCAGACCUUGGUGGACUCUGCUCGGACAGCUUCCCCAGACUACAACAUCCUCUUGCCUCUUCUUCGGCUGCUGGUCAAGGUUGGCCAGAGAGACAAAAAGUUUGGACAGAAAGCUCUGGAAUUGGAGGCACUUGACGUGACAUUGAUUCUGGCCAGAAAAAAUCUGUCUCACAACCAGAAUCUCAUCCAUUGUCUCUGGGCACUUCAGGUUUUUGCCUCUAGAGUUACAACUGCAGCAAUGUUGGGGAUUAAUGGAGCAAUGGAGCUGCUUUUCAAGGUUAUCACCCCUUAUUCUAGGAAACGCACCAGGAUUAUCAGGGCUGCCACGGAGGUUCUUGCAGUAUUGCUGAAAUCUAAGUCAAACAGCAGAAGGGCUGUGAAUAGAGGCUAUCUCACUGGAUUGCUCAGACUACACCAGGACUGGCAAAGCCAUGAUACCUCCAAUGACUUCAUCCAAAUCCGAAGGUCUCUGCUGCUCUGCCUCAAGCAUAUCACCAACAUCCAGUCUGGCAGAGAAGGCUUCCUUGGGGCCCAAGGAAUGGAGAUUCUCUUUGCUACCACUCAGAAUUACCUGGGUAAUCAAAGCAUGGAUGCCAUCACCUCAAUAGUAAUUCAGAUCCUGAGGAAAUGCUACCCCAAAUGUUCAUUGCCCUUGGCCACAGCGAGUAGCUACUAUUCCUUCUCUGUUCCUGGGAGCAUGAACUCUGGACCACCAUGUGCUGUAAAUGAAGAUGAUUUUGAAGAGGAUGGUCAGGAAGAGGAAGAUGAAGACUCAGAUUCUGAAGAAACAAAGGAGGAAGAUGAUGACUUGGAAACGGAUUUGAAAAAGCUUACCUCAAAACCAGUUCUUGGCUGGACAGAAGAGGAGCUGAAACAGUAUGAGGCAAUGUGUCUCGAACUCUCCCAUAAUUUCCAGGAACUUGAGUCCAAAUCUGGAGAUGAGCUGAGCUCUGAAGAGGGCCUAGGAACCCAUCAGUGCAAUUGCUUUUGCCGUAUUCCUAUGCAGAUAUCCUCAAAGAGUCCUUGCCAAGAGAGGGAUCAAAGCCCCCAGGGGCUGGAAACAGGGGAAACAAAUUUCCAGAACCCUCCUCUGAAGCAACUGAAGAUCAUGAAGUCCACUGGGAAUAUAGCUUAUGAAGAGGGCAAAAUAGGUCCAUAUUUAUCAUCAAAUGAUCAAGAAGAAGAUUCCUUCAGAAGGGAAGCACCCAACACCCAGACAUCCUUCAAAGAGCCUCCCUGGGGUGCAGACAUGUGUUCCUGUCUAAAUAAGAAUACUUUCCUUUCCAGCUCCAUCAGGAUUGAUGGAACCUCAGAAACUGUUUCUAAGUUUCUGGAGAGGCAUCCCAUGGAUAUUCCCUUCCACAAUCCCUAUACAUAUAUAGCCAAAGCUGAAAGAACCAAAUCUGUGCCAGGCUUCAAGGUGUUAGCAUUUCCGGAUGUGUGGGGUCACCACUCGCCACCCUUUUCCCAGUCCAUGUUGGAACGUAAAUGUGGAAUUCAAAGGGCAAAAAUAUUUGAAGAUGUCCAGCGGUUCAUCCAGCCAGACAAGGUGAUGGGCAGAGUUGUCUUCAGUUUAGAUGAGCCUUGGCUCUUUCAAAGCACUGAUACAACUGAAUGUUUGAAGUUCUUCUCCGGGUUUGAGUCAGGAAACCUGCGGAAGGCCAUCCAAGUGAGAGAGUUUGAGUAUGAUUUAUUGAUUAAUGCUGAUGUGAACUGCAUCCAGCACCAGCAGUGGUUCUACUUCAAGGUGAGCGGCAUGAAGGCUGCUAUGCCCUACCGCUUCAAUGUCAUCAAUUGUGAGAAGGUCAACAGCCAGUUCAAUUACGGGAUGCAGCCGACCAUGUAUUCAGUGAAGGAGGCUCUCCAGGGCAGGCCUCACUGGGUUCGGGUGGGCUAUGAUAUCUGUUAUUACAAAAAUCAUUAUCGCCAGAAUCCAGCUGCCGCAGGAGCUCCUGGAAAAUGCCAUUAUACACUCACCUUUUCUGUCACAUUUCCUCAUAAUGAAGAUGUCUGCUACCUGGCUUACCAUUACCCCUACACCUAUACAGCUCUGAUGGCCCACCUUGACUUCCUGGAAAAAAGUGUCAACCAUAAAAAAGUCUACUUCCAGCAUCAGGUACUCUGUCAGACUUUGGGAGGAAACCCAUGUCCGCUGGUGACUAUCACAGCAAUGCCUGAAUCUAACAGCAGUGACCACCUGCAGCAGUUCCGACAGCGUCCCUAUCAGGUGAUUGUGGCCCGAGUUCACCCAGGAGAGAGCAAUUCUAGCUGGGUAAUGAAGGGCACCUUGGAGUUCCUUGUAAGCAGUGACCCCAUUGCUGGACUCCUGAGGGAAAGCUUCAUUUUCAAGAUUAUUCCGAUGCUGAACCCAGAUGGCGUCAUCAAUGGCAAUCACAGAUGUUCCCUGAGAGGGGAGGAUCUCAACAGACAAUGGCUCUCUCCUAGUGCGCAACACCAGCCAACUAUCUACCAUACCAAGGGCCUCUUACACUAUUUAAAUAACAUUGGCCGGACCCCAGUGGUCUUCUGUGAUUUCCAUGGACACUCUCAGAAGAAGAAUGUGUUUUUCUAUGGAUGCAGCAUCAAGGAGACCUUGUGGCAAGCAGGUUGCCCGGUGGAUACUUCCACUGUCACUGAGGAUGUUGGCUAUAGGACACUCCCCAAAAUCCUUGAUAAGGUGGCACCUGCAUUUGCAAUCAGCAGCUGCAGUUUCCUGGUGGAGAAAUCCAGGGCCUCCACUGCUCGGGUUGUUGUGUGGCAAGAAAUUGGAGUGUUAAGGAGCUAUACCAUGGAAAGCAGUUACUGUGGUUGUAAUCAAGGACCUUAUAAAGGUCUACAGUUGGGAAUACGUGAACUGGAAGAGAUGGGAGCCAGAUUCUGCCUGGGUCUUCUCCUUCUGCAGCUCAAAUCAUUAACCUGUAGCUCUCAGUUCAUGGCGCAAGCCUCUGCCCUACUAGAUGCCAGGGAGGAUAUUCUGGAAUACCACCUUCACAGAAGCAGCAGUGGCAGGAGCAGCAGUGGCAGCAGCACUGAUGUGGAACUGGAUGAUGAGCCUCCUUGUAUGGAAGAGAUUGAUUAUAAUACAGACUCAGAUCAGGAAACAGACAUCCAUGAACUUGAUCGACAGAUCCAGGAAAUGGCGUUGGCAGAAGCUGUAGGAGAUGGGGAAGAGAAAAAUGGUAUAGAUAACAGGUCACUUAGUAGCCCUGAGCUUUAUGUCUCCAAACACUGGACAAGGAAAAACAGAGGUUCCCCUCGACCAUCAGAGUCAACUGAGGUAUUAUCAAGAGGAAAACUGUAGGUCAAUGGUAGUACUGCAUGAGCAGUAAUCAAGUACUUUCUAGGCUCCACUUUGAUUCUAGAUGUACUUCCAGAUUUUCCGUGCAAAUGGACACACACAUGUGUACACAUACAUAUAUACACAUAUAUUAUCAAAUCUACCCAUUUUUUUCAGAACCCAAAGAUAUAAUUUUUCUUGACCUAUUGACCUUGAACUUAUUGAAAUUUUGCUUAGAUUUAAAAUAAGUUUAAUUUUAGCAAAUACAUGUACAUGUAUGUACAUACGUGUGUAUACAUGUAUAUGUACAUAUACAGAAAAACACACACAUUAGCAGAUGGAAGCAAGAAAACUCUGUGAGACCACAAAAUUCCUGAAUGGCAAGGUCAUACUUCACUAGUUGGUUGACUAGACCAUUUCCCUUGUGCUAGACAAUUACACACACGCAAAUACAUACAUACAUAUACAUAUAUACAUGUAGUAGCAUGUAGUGUUAUAUAAUUUUUAAAGUGACCGUGGGGCCUUGGAGCCCUUUAAAGAAUUUGCCAUUCUGGCCUUGAAAUUCAUUUUCCAAUGAGCCUGAAUCUCUUAAAUUUUUCCUAGCCUAGGUACAAAGGAAUAGAAGCAUGAGAGUAUCUAAAAAAUCAGCUUUUUUCUGGCAUUCUCAGCCAUAAUUCUAAGGAAGGUCUUGUAUUCAGUUACUAAGGAUUAUAUGCAUUCUGCAGCCUCCUGUUCCUUUUUCCUUGCCAGCUUCCUUCUGUUGUCCACAGCAAAGAUCAUAAGCCACUCAAACAUUGUAACACAUCUACUAAAGUCUUUGGCCAGUGGCUAUGAGGAUGGCACAACCAUGACUGUAUUCAAUUAUUCUUCCCAUUUUCCAUAGCCCUUCUCAAAAAACAAAAAGAUUUAGAAAGUGAGGAAUUCCAUAGAAAGGCUAUAGGUAAGACUAUGUCUUCAAACAUUGUUCUCUGAAAGGGUCCCAGAAAUAGUUAUGGGGCACAUUAAAAACACGGAAGGAAGAGGUUAUCCUUGUUCCAUAUUUCCAUCAUUGUUACUGAUUGAGUUGUCAUAUUAAUUAAUUAUUAAGCUAUCUGGUCUACUGUUGAUUAACUACACAGCCCUAUAGUGACAUAGCAAAAGAAUCCACUCCAAUCACCAAUUAGGAAUCCACAGAGUGAAAGUUGACACAUAGUGCCAUGGCAGCUGGCUAUGUACUGUGAUUCAAUUGAUCAAAAGGACCAUUUUGCUGCCAAUUAUUUCUUUGCUAAACACCAUACACAGCUUCCCCAAAUUUUCAUGUGACCCUUUUAUGUUAGGGAGUUGAAAGCUCCAGUAAAGUGAAAAAAAGCUAUGAGGUGUAGAACCAAACUACAUUUAACACCUGAGCCCAAUUAAUUUCUCUAAUGUAUUUCUAGUCACUUUGAGCUCUGAGAGCAAAGUACCGAGGGUAGGUAGGCUUUACUAGGGGAAGGAGGUAAUGUGAUGUUUGAACUGUUGAGAAUUGGCCUAGACAUUAAGUUUGUGGAGCACAGUGAAAACAAGGAGCCAUCCGAUAGCACUAGGCAUAUGGCAGCAAGAGGACUCUGAGGGAAGAGUUAGAGAUCCCUAACUUCCACAAUGGCAAGGUCACACUUCACUAGCAAGCUGACUAGACCACUUCCUGUGUGGGAAGACAAUUCACAAAGUUCAACAACCUAACACAACCAGGUGAACUCCAGAUCCUCAGAAACAGCUGUCUAGUAAACUCAGACAGCUUUUUUCCUAGCCAAACCACUAUGGUGAAUUGGUCUGGAAGGCAUGCUUUGUGGAUCUCAUAGCCAAAUGAAAUCACUCAAGAAUGCCAGGAAGCCUGAGACAGUAAUGAGACACAGAUGUGGUUAAAAAAAAAUCAAAGAAGAUGACUAGCUUUGGACAAAUUUCUACCAGUAUACGUGCAAGGUUCUUGUUGCAGAUGUCUCAUUUCUUGAUUGUUUUAAAUAAGAAGAACCCUUCUCUCAUAAUUAAUUAGCAUAUUUUAUGAUGUAGAACCAUUGUCCAGAGGGCAGGUUAUAUCUUGGUCUCAAGAUUGGGGGUACUACUCAGUGGUGUGCUGGUAAAUGUUUAACAACCAGCUCUCUGGGGAGAAAAACGUGUGCCUGACAUAGUUUAAGUUUAAUCUGAUUUUUUAAAAUUGUUCUUCAAUACUUUUCAAAGUCAAGACAAUCAAUAAAACAAUAAAUCCAGCCAUGAUUUUUAGUGUUUUCCAAUUUCUGAGCUGUAAGUACUCCCUCUGAAAUUUCAACAAUCAGCUCUCAUGAGCCAUUAAGAAUUCGGUCAAAAAUAUUCCUGGUUCUACCUUUAUAUGCUGCUUGCCCUAUUCCUCACAUUCAGGCCAGCUAGUCCAUGUGAAAGUAGAAAACCAUGAGCCCUAUGAGGUUCUGCUUCUUUCAAAAGCUGGAUUGCUGAUCUUGACCAGCACUUUUAGGGUCCUGGACCCUAGAAUCACAUCUUCGUCAGCCUAUGGGAUCUCAAGACUAUGUUCAGCAAUCUUCUUGUUUCUAAUUCUAGAAUUUGUGGUGAAGAAAAUUGUGUUGAGUUCACCCAAUAGGUAACUGGAACAAUUACUGCUGUACUUUCUCGUACUAACCAUUAACUCCCAGUGUGUUGUGGGCUUAACAGGCAAAUAGGAUGGUCUUAUAUUUUCUGACUUGUGAAAAUGGUGAAAUAAAAUAAUACAAAUAAAGAAAACAGUCUGUA
Molecule: messenger RNA, 6147 nt
Organism: Trichosurus vulpecula (common brushtail)
Lineage: Eukaryota; Metazoa; Chordata; Mammalia; Diprotodontia; Phalangeridae
Gene: AGBL1
Product: ATP/GTP binding protein like 1
Exons: 23
Coding region: 1-3435 (1144 amino acids)
Biological process (GO): C-terminal protein deglutamylation; proteolysis; protein side chain deglutamylation
Molecular function (GO): metallocarboxypeptidase activity; zinc ion binding
Source: RefSeq, a predicted model, not a curated record